Molecule: messenger RNA, 210 nt
Organism: Grosmannia clavigera kw1407
Lineage: Eukaryota; Fungi; Ascomycota; Sordariomycetes; Ophiostomatales; Ophiostomataceae
Product: heat shock factor-binding protein
Exons: 3
Coding region: 1-210 (69 amino acids)
Biological process (GO): cellular heat acclimation
Cellular component (GO): nucleus; cytosol
Molecular function (GO): transcription corepressor activity
Source: RefSeq, a predicted model, not a curated record
AUGGCGUCCAACAACGACUCCUCACCGCCUGUGUCAACUGAAGAUGCACGUGCAGACUUGACUGCCCAGAUAGACGAUCUGCUUAACACGCUGUCGAACAAGUUUGCCGGUGUCUCCAGCGAGAUCUUUGCCAAGAUGGACGAGAUGUCGCGGCGGCUAGACAACAUCGAGGCUUCCAUUAAGAGCAAGGAGGAUGCGUCAAAAUCAUGA